This is a messenger RNA of Acaulospora colombiana, 456 nucleotides long. Lineage: Eukaryota; Fungi; Glomeromycota; Glomeromycetes; Diversisporales; Acaulosporaceae. The record is from the annotation of a GenBank genome assembly.
GGUGGGAAAGCGACCGAGUUUAGCUCAAAGGCAGCACCCGAACCUACAUCGUCAAUACCGGUCCCGCCUCCACUUCCUCCAACUCUGACGCAAGCUUCAGGCUCCGCAUCAUCUGGAGGACUAACGGGGACAGCUGCCGUUUUUGCGCAGAUCAAUCAAGGGUCUGAUGUGACCAAAAACUUGAAAAAGGUCGACAAGUCCGAGAUGACCCAUAAAAACCCAUCUCUGCGGGCCUCUGGAGAGGUGGGACGCGGUGCUAGUACGGUCGAAGCGGGCCUUGCAGGUGCAGAGUCUGGAAAGGAUAUUGCACCACCAGACUGUACAACUGCUAUGUCUUCGAGACGGGACGUAGCCGCCUCUAGGCUGAGGAGAUCGGAUCAGCUUUCCCCAUCCAUAACCUUUGAGGAGAGCCAAUCAUACCGUUUGAUGAUCGUGGCAAGUGAGUUCAAUCCUUGA